This is a messenger RNA of Clonostachys rhizophaga, 768 nucleotides long. NCBI's taxonomy places the organism in Eukaryota, Fungi, Ascomycota, Sordariomycetes, Hypocreales, Bionectriaceae. The record is from the annotation of a GenBank genome assembly.
AUGAUUCCCACCAAGCAACUCAGUCUGACAGGUCUGGUCUGGCUCAGCCUUGCGAACCAGGGACUUGCCUUAGAGAUCGACCAAAACUCUAAAGAUCUCAACCUUGUACAGAGAGACCCUCUCCCCAGCGGUAAUCUCAAGGUUGGUCUUGCUCCAGGCCAGAAGCUACCGAAAGUCCCCAGGGACGUGAAGGUAGCUCUCGCCCCAAACCAGAGAAUGCCCAAGGCCAAGCACCACCGCCACCCAAAGCGAGAUGAGGAGGAGCUCGAGAUUCGCCAGCCUAUUCUCCCCCAUGGAAAUCGCCGCUCUAGAUUCGGUGGCCGGAUGAGCCGCGGUGGUCAUAAACUGCGGGAUAUUGAAGAGCGCGACCUCGACCUCGAGGUCCGCGAGCCUAAGACCUUCCACGCUGGCCGCCGUGCUGGUCAUCGACAUGGCCCCCGGAAUGUAGACGAGCUUGAUGGGCGUGACUUGGAGGAGCGCAAGAUCUCCGCCAAGGGUGUCGCUAAGGGCAUUGGUAAAGUUGCUAAGGGGGCCCUCGGCCUCCUCUUCCGCGAUAUUGAUGAGCGUGACAUCGACGAGCUGGAGCUUGAGACCCGAUCCCCUAUAUUUUUGCCCGGAAAGCACUCUCAUAACAAGGCUGACAACAAGCCACGAGACCUUGCAAUUCGCAGACACAAGUCCGGUUAUCUUCGCACACCGCGAGAUCUCGAGACCCGAGCUCGCCGCCGCCGAGGAGGCCGUCGUCAUGGACGACACUCAACACAGUGA